UUACUGUAUCUAAGAUCCGAGUCGAAGUUGCCCAGAAUUUCGGAAAAACAUUUGGAGGCGAUUGUCUCGUCUUCCGCCACUUCCCUCAACCUCACUGUAUAAACGCCGCGACAGCCUCGAUCCUCACUCGCUCGGCGGGGGAGAGAGGAUCGAAUCUCCUAUAGUCCCGAUCGGAGCCUUUUCUGCCGACGAGAUCGCUUUGCUUUUACCUCCUCGUAGAGCGUCAGAAACUCAUCCUCUUACACUUAUAGCCACAAAAACCACAACAAAACUUGUGGUCGAGAAAAUCUAACACCAAAAAUGUGAAUAAUAUAUACUUUAUUACUCCCAAUUUUCUCGUCAAUGAACGAUCUAGUCAUGGGGGCGGACCAAUUCUUAUUAACGUGGAAUAACCACCGCUCCAAUUUUGCCGAGGUCUUCACACAGUUGCGUGUGCAGGACCAGCUUGUUGAUGUGACUUUGCUCUGUGAUGGUGGCAGCUACCCAGCCCACCGCCUUGUUUUGGCAGCUUGUUCACCGUACUUUCACCAGCUAUUCACACGAUUACCCACCCAACAUCCUCUCAUCUACCUCAGAGAUGUGAAGCAGGCAGAGCUUGAAGCCCUGCUGGAGUUUAUCUACCGUGGGGAGGUGAGUGUUGCCAACAGUGAGCUAACAGGCCUCAUCAAAAUAGCAGAGAGCCUGCGCAUCAAAGGUCUUGGAGAUGUUUCCCAGCGUGAUCAGCAACCCCAGGCUGGAGAGAAGAGAGCUGGAACACCUUUCUCUCCAGCCUCCCCUGUGUCCCAAAACAAUAACCCCCGACCCAAAAAGGUACCACGUCUUUCUAAUAACAACGGAGAAUCAAAGGGCCUGGAGCCAAACUUUGCCUCCUUGCUCUCUCCCGCCAACAGCUAUGGCCAUGCUCUGAACAAGUCCAGCAAUAACAAGAGUAGUGAUGGAUUUGCACAGCUCAUGGACUCUGGGUGUCCAGAUCUCCCCGAGCAGGAACUAGAUAGCGACCAAACCCCAAACCCUGCAUGGGACCCAUCCCUCUCCGAGUCCAAACUGAGAUCCUGCCUCGAGGGCCUGGAGUCUGUCACCGCCGCUCAAUCUCUUGCUCAGUCUGUUGCUCACACAGUCGCUCAGUCCAUCGCAAUCCCUCGAACCCUUUUCACUUCCACCCCUACCAAAGUAUCAUCAAGCAAAAAAGAAUCGGCAGAUAAUGCCAAGGAGGGCAGCCGCGGCUCCUCCCGGAGAAAGAACCACGAGCCCCAGGAAAGCAAGAGAGGCAAAGGAGGAUUGAUAAAUGCCAUGUUGAACAUCAAUGCAGACACGGAAAAGGAGGGAAAAGUUGCCAAGGAGAACGUCAAGUGUCCUGAACCCUCUCCGCUGCCCCUUUAUGAUACCACAACUGACAUCGCAGGAUCCAUCGGGGAUCUGACCAACCCCAUCUUUGCUAGCUAUCGCCACAUGCUCAGUUUAGGGAACGACGACCGCUCGUUCUCUCCCCUGAUACCGACGACUGUCCAAGAGCAGCAGCAGGUCCCGUCCCCCACUGGGAGGGAAUCACGGAGUUUGACAUGUCAGUUGUGUGGCGCAACCAUCAAGCACAUUGCCAACUUCCGCCGUCACAUGAAACAGCAUCUCAAUCCACGUCGCUUCCCUUGUCCUUGGUGUUCUGCAGCAUUCGGACGCAAAGAUAACUUGAAGACCCACACACGGAAGCACCAUCCAGCUGAGGUUGAGGCCCAGGAGGCAGGUGUGUUACGAGCAGAGAGUGCUAGAACAGACAGCGGGGAAGGCGGAGAGGAUGGCACAGUCCUUACAGGUCUGAAUGGUCUAGAGAGCGAAGGGGGAGAUGGCACGGCACCUGAAGAUGGCGACAAGGAGGAUGUGGACCGGGAGGACUCGUCAGACCACCAUGAGAGCUUGGUGAUUGCAGAGGACACAGAGGAGGAGGAAGAGGAAGACGACGACUCACACCUUCAGGUGGAGAAGGCCUCUUAACUGCCCGGUAGCCAAAGAACCAAACAAGAACUAGGAUACCACUAGGGCAGGUCAGGGUUUUUGCAGCUAUUAUAGCACGUGGAGGGGAA
This is a messenger RNA of Penaeus monodon (black tiger shrimp), 2075 nucleotides long. Its product is annotated as protein abrupt-like. Gene Ontology annotation, cellular component: nucleus. Gene Ontology annotation, molecular function: protein binding. Lineage: Eukaryota; Metazoa; Arthropoda; Malacostraca; Decapoda; Penaeidae. Gene Ontology annotation, biological process: regulation of transcription by RNA polymerase II. The record is from RefSeq and is a predicted model, not a curated record.